GCGGCGCCGGGGCGGGCGGCGGCCUGCGGCGGGUCAUGGUGAGCGGCCAUGGAGCCGGGCCGCGCGGCGCUGCCGCUCGAGAACGCCUCCAUCCUCUCGGAGGGCGCGCUGCAGGACGGGCACCGCCUCUGGAUCGGCAACCUCGACCCCAAGAUCACCGAAUACCACCUUCUCAAACUCCUUCAGAAGUUUGGCAAAGUCAAGCAAUUUGACUUUCUCUUUCACAAGUCUGGUGCUCUGGAGGGACAGCCGAGGGGUUACUGUUUUGUGAACUUUGAAACCAAACAGGAAGCAGAGAAGGCGAUCCAAUGUCUCAAUGGGAAGCUGGCCCUUUCCAAGAAAUUGGUGGUACGGUGGGCGCAUGCACAAGUCAAGAGAUAUGAUCAUAACAAAAAUGAGAAGAUUCUUCCCAUCAGUCUGGAGCCAUCUUCUAGCACGGACCCACCCCAGUCUAACCUCAGCGUCAGUGCAAAAAUAAAGGCCAUUGAAGCCAAGUUGAAAAUGAUGGCGGAAAAUCCAGAUGCUGAAUUUCCAACGACGCCUGUUUAUUCUUACUUCAAACCACCAGAUAAGAAAAGGACUACUCCUUAUUCCAGAGCUGCCUGGAAAUCCAGAAGAUGAUGCUUAUGAGUGGAUAUGGUAGCAAGAAACACUGCUUUAUAUACCUGGAAUCUUGCAACGCUUUUGUACUUUGUAUAGUGAGAAGGAAACUGUCACCUGAGCACAGUGCCACUGUGUAUGGCACAGUGGCAUUGACACCUUAGGUGAUCUGCUCAGUGCUCCUUGUUGCCAGUGCAGCUCUCAGCUGAACGCUGUCCAGAACAGCGGGCUCUGUUCAAAGCCCGUGGCGAGCACCCAGACGAGCUCUUGUUAGUGCACACUCAGUAGCGAGACUAGAAGCAGUAACCAGUGUAUGGAGUAAAGCAUAUCCAAAAUGUUUGGGUUAAUUGAUUACUUUUUAAGGUAUUUUUAAACAAAGGGUAUUCCA
Nothoprocta perdicaria is the source of this 988-nucleotide messenger RNA. RefSeq names its product RNA binding motif protein 18 (gene RBM18). Lineage: Eukaryota; Metazoa; Chordata; Aves; Tinamiformes; Tinamidae. The record is from RefSeq and is a predicted model, not a curated record. Gene Ontology annotation, molecular function: RNA binding. The coding region runs from base 49 to 621 and encodes 190 amino acids. The transcript is spliced from 5 exons.